AUGAGCGAAUCUACCCAGGACCAGCAUGGCGUCUUUGUACCCAACUAUGCCUCUUACAACUGGAUCGGACCCCCCGCAGACUUUGGUCUAGCUACCGACACAGUUACUGGUGGUGAUUCGAUCACUGAGAAUGUCAACAAAUGGUUUCAAUCGGGUGAUCAAGCCUACAUCUUGAUAGCCUCAGCUAUGGUCUUGAUAAUGGUGCCAGGUCUGGGUUUCUUGUAUUCCGGUUUGGCAAGAAGAAAGUCUGCUCUGUCACUGAUGUGGGCUUGCAUGAUUGCUGGUUCGGUCGUCACUUUCGAAUGGUACUUCUGGGGUUUCUCACUGGCUUUCUCACCACAAGCAACGAAUGGAUUCAUUGGUGAUAUGCACCACUUCGGUUUGAUGAGGACGCUGGCUGCACCCUCGGUUGGCUCACCUCUGAUUCCUAGUCUGCUAUACGCUUUCUACCAGAUGCAAUUCUGCGCUGUCACUGCCGCUAUUAUUGCAGGUGCUGUCGCCGAACGUGGUCGUUUGCUACCAUUCGCCGUCUGGUUGUUCCUCUGGGGAACCAUUGUCUACAGUCCUGUCGCCUGCUGGGUGUGGAAUCCUAAUGGUUGGGCAUAUGCUUGGGGUGUUCUUGACUAUGCUGGUGGUGGCCCUGUCGAAAUCGUGUCUGGUAUGUCCGCACUUGCGUACUCUAUGGUCCUCGGCAAGCGACAAGAAAAGAUGAUGCUUAACUUCCGACCACACAACGUCUCAUUCAUUCUACUGGGUACCGUCUUCCUGUGGUUCGGGUGGCUCGGCUUCAACGGUGGUUCUUCAUUCGGUGCCAACAUGCGAGCAGUCAUGGCUUGCUGGAACACCAAUCUUACAGCCACGUUCGCAGCCUUUACCUGGGUUUUGCUCGAUUUCAGACUUGCACGAAAAUGGUCCAUGGUCGGUUGGUGCUCAGGUACCAUCUCCGGUCUUGUCGCCGCUACUCCAGCUUCUGGUUUCAUUCCUCCUUGGGGUUCAGUCGUUCUCGGUAUCACUACAGGUAUUGUUUCUAACUUUGCCACCAAAAUCAAGUACUGGAUCAAAAUUGACGACUCCAUGGAUGUGUUCGCUGAGCACGGUGUCGCUGGAAUGGUUGGUCUGAUGUUUAAUGCCCUUUUCGGCGCUGACUACAUCAUUGGCCUUGACGGAGUCAAUGGUGGACUUGAGAACACUACAACAGGAACUCUUGCAGGAGGAUGGGUCAGCCCCAAGAAUUGGCGACAGUUUUACAUCCAGCUCGCCUAUAUCCUUACCUGCACAGUCUACUCUUUCGUUAUGUCCGCCAUUCUCGCCUAUGCCAUCAACUAUAUUCCAGGACUCCAUCUUCGAGCCUCCGAAGAAGCCGAACUUCUUGGUAUGGACGAUGAUCAACUAGGUGAAUUUGCCUACGACUACGUCGAGGUCCGCAGAGAUUACCUCGCCUGGACCCCAGCAUCCAAGGACUCAGCUGGCAUCGAUCCAGAUAUCGCUCAAGAGCACAGACACGGAAUCCCCGAACACAGCGCCAUGCUUAAGAAGGAUGAGCUCAGUCACUCGUCGGAUUCCACAUCCGCUGGUGGUCUGCCAACACAAGGUGAUCGUCACGGUAUGGCCGCUGAAGAGCAAAUGAAGCACGAGAAAGAUUACCGAGAGCCCACUCAAUAA
Molecule: messenger RNA, 1662 nt
Organism: Lithohypha guttulata
Lineage: Eukaryota; Fungi; Ascomycota; Eurotiomycetes; Chaetothyriales; Trichomeriaceae
Gene: MEP1
Product: low affinity high capacity ammonium permease
Exons: 3
Coding region: 1-1662 (553 amino acids)
Biological process (GO): ammonium transmembrane transport
Cellular component (GO): plasma membrane
Molecular function (GO): ammonium channel activity
Source: RefSeq, a predicted model, not a curated record